This is a messenger RNA of Scophthalmus maximus (turbot), 876 nucleotides long. It is a transcript of the gene prok1, whose product is annotated as prokineticin 1. The coding region runs from base 96 to 416 and encodes 106 amino acids. Lineage: Eukaryota; Metazoa; Chordata; Actinopteri; Pleuronectiformes; Scophthalmidae. The record is from RefSeq and is a predicted model, not a curated record. The transcript has 3 exons.
GUUGUAGAUCCAGUGUGAGGUGCCGGAGAGUCCGUUAACAGCUGUUGUCCAGUGCUGAAGGUGUUUGUCGAGAGCCCAGUUCUCCUGUUGCUGUCAUGGGCUUCACGGCGGUGCUGCUGUCCUUCCUCCUGGUGUCUCUGAGCUGGUCCAGAGGAGCCAUCAUCACAGGGGCCUGUGAGAGAGAUGUGCAGUGUGGGUUUGGUCUGUGCUGUGCCGUCAGUCUGUGGCUCAGAGGUCUGAGGAUGUGCGUCCCAAGAGGUGUGGAAGGGGACGAGUGCCACCCUUUCAGCCACAAGGUGCCCUAUCCAGGAAAAAGACAACACCACACCUGCCCCUGUCUCCCCCACCUUGUGUGCAGGAGAUUCACUGAUAGCAAGUAUAGAUGUACCGAUGACUUCAAAAACAUGGACUAUUAAUGGGCGCCCAAACACUCAGAAGAAGAAGUGCACACCAGAAAUGGUAUUUCAGACUGAAGAUUUCUACAGGCUGUGGAUCAAACACACAUAUUUAAUCUUCACUGGCUGUAUUUUCUUCAUUUGUGUACUCUAUGCACUGUAAUAUAUCGUUUGUUUUCUCUCAGUGCUCACAACAAGGACAGGAGACACAUUUUCCAUUAAACCUUUAAAGCAUUUGCUGCUUUGUUUUCAAGCUCAUUUUAUGUUAAUUUAUCAAAAGAUGAAUGUAUAGAUAUAAUUGUCAAUGAAUGUAUAUUUAAAAACAUGUUCGGUUAAUGUUGCCUGAUUAAACAUAAUGUGUUACAUUUGAUGGAGGUAUACUGUGGUUUUAGUCUGAUUCUGAUGAAGGUCAAUCUAAGUGCUUUUUACUUCCACCAGCAAACUCGUGACCUUGCUAUAUAACUGAACUGACGACCAAAGG